Molecule: messenger RNA, 487 nt
Organism: Aspergillus alliaceus
Lineage: Eukaryota; Fungi; Ascomycota; Eurotiomycetes; Eurotiales; Aspergillaceae
Exons: 2
Coding region: 102-353 (83 amino acids)
Source: RefSeq, a predicted model, not a curated record
UGAGAAUCUCUCUUGUAUCGGUAGCUCUUACCGCCGUUUGUUUAUUUCUCGUAGGAUGUGGCAUCUUACUCCACAACAAGACUCGGAUCCCGCCGGAGGCUAUGGACCGGCAUGCCUACUGUGCCGAUUGCAUCAAUUAUGCAAGCCGUAUAGAUGAUAUGAUUCGUCGUGGCAACAAUGUCCGGGGAAAUCAGCAGUUCUUCAAAUACGCUUCAGACGUAUCAUGUCGUGGCCAACUGUUGAUUAGCAAGCGGUGUCUACGAUAUCGCCGGGCUUUUCUCGAUAAUCCGGAUAAAUUUAUGUUCGAUAUCGAAGUGCCUUCUCAGGCCUGUAUUGCCAUCCAGGCUUGCUAAGGUAGCCUUUCUGUUACCUCUGGCUUCCUGGGUAUUUAAGUUAGGUCAGUGCUAGUAACUGAUCUCUACUCUUCACAAUGCGAUGCAUGUCUGCCGGUGAGAGGUCCACUUUUGUUCUGGACCGGACUUCGAGG